Messenger RNA from Encephalitozoon hellem ATCC 50504, 1665 nucleotides. Its product is annotated as translation initiation factor 2B subunit epsilon. The transcript has a single exon. Gene Ontology annotation, molecular function: translation initiation factor activity; guanyl-nucleotide exchange factor activity; translation initiation factor binding. Bases 1 to 1665 code for a protein of 554 amino acids. Lineage: Eukaryota; Fungi; Microsporidia; Unikaryonidae. Gene Ontology annotation, cellular component: eukaryotic translation initiation factor 2B complex. The record is from RefSeq and is a predicted model, not a curated record.
AUGGAAACUAGGAACAUUAAAAACUUUAUAAGAGAAAACAGAGAGAUAGUACUUCUGAUAUGCGACUUCUAUGAAACAAAGCACAUUCCAGAGGAGAUGACGAAUCUCAAGAAAAACCUGUCUUUGUUUCCUGUUGCAAACAUACCUCUGAUUGAGUAUGUUUUGUCGAGUCUUUGUGACCAGAAAUUUCUCAAUGUGAUUCUUGCUGGGAACGACUGUGAGGAAGUUGUGGAUUACGUCAGAAGGACUGAGCUUGAUGAGAGGAUGAACAUUAUUUCUCUUGGGUGUGAUGGGAAGUCUUUAGGGGAUUUGAUGAGGCACAUUGAUGACAAUGGGUUUGAGUUUGAUGACUUGCUAGUUAUAUAUGCAAACCACUACACAAAUUAUCCGCUCCGAAGCAUUGUUAAUAAGCAUAGAGAGGACAAGAGCUUUGCCAUGACUCUUUUUCUACACCCCAACGAAAGUAAUAGCAAGGUAUCUCAUUUGUAUGGAUUCAAAGGCAGCGAGGUUAUUUUCUAUAACAAGUGCAUCAAUGAGAAGUAUGACAGCGAGAAGGUCAAAGGCGCAAUAGAAAACGACGGGACCAUUGAGUUUACGGCCAGCCUGUCGUCUCCAACAAUAGCAGUGGUGUCGUCGGCAAUAUUCCCAUUAUUUACUGAGAACUUCGACUUUAGAACUCUUGGGGAUCUUGUCGGGGGGAUUCUUGGGUUCAAUGCCUACAAUCUCAAGAUAAUGUGCUGCCGGCAGGGCGACAUGGAUAUCUCUGGAGGACUGGAGCAUCUCAGCAUUGAAAGGAUGAAUGGAUUCUAUAGCAGAGAGAUUAUUACACUGUACGAUUACUUUAAGUUCAAUGAGGAUGUCAGGGAGGGCAAGGCCGUGGACCUGCUUAGGUUCAAGUGCCAUAACUCCAGGGAUCUCAGAAACUUUGUGCAGGUUGAGAGCAACUUCUUCUUCGAUAUCCCUGAUAUGGAACUCCACGAGCCCAUAUCUAACACAGUUAUUGGAUGUGACCUGAAGUUUAAGAUGAAUCACUUCAUCAAGAACUCUGUUGUAGGACACGGGUGCUUUAUUGGAGGAAAUAUAGACAGAUGUAUUAUAUGGGACGAUGUCUCGAUAAAGGAAGACUUCAUUGAUCACAUAGUCUUCUCUGAGGGGAGGGUCUUCCACUACAACCAUCUAGAGGAGGAGGUUGACGAGGACGUGUAUGAGGAAAAGGAGCCCAAGAGAGGGACGUCGUUCUUUGACGAUGUAGUGGUAUAUCUGCUGUCCAUAGUUGAGCGAGAGGAUUUGGACAGAUUAGACAUGGAUGAUGUAGUGAAGCAAAUAACCCUCCUUAGAAUAGUGCGGAAUGCCUCGGAUCUUGAUCUUAUAGAGGCAUUUUCGAUGUUUUUGGUAGAAAUGAUAGACUUUAACGAUAUAGACGGAUCAGCAAUAAGGGCUUCUAUGUUCUUUGGCAUUCUCGACGGCCACAUGAGGGAGGUUGAAAAGCAGGAGAUGCUCAUGGACCUUAUUGCACAAGGGUUUGGGGAAUGCCCUCCGAGCAUUAGGAUGGACAUAGUGUUCAAGUACGGCUAUUUAUUGGUCGAGGACGGAAUUAUCUCCCGCUCUGUUUUUAAGAAAUACAACUCGAUACUGAAGAAAUGGGCCAACUCUGCAGCUGGCUAG